UUUCCAGGUUGCGCGACACAUUCUCGCCACCCGCACUACUACUGAGCAGUACCUCUACGAGAUUAGUUCGACGAUCUCUGAAACUCUGCAAUGGCUGACGCAGCAAAGAAAGCACCUAAGGCCAAGGCCCCUAAGAAGCCCGCAGCUCACCCCAAAUACUCCGUCAUGAUCGCAGCCGCCCUUGCUGCCCUGAAGGAGCGUAGCGGUUCUUCUCGUCAGGCCAUCCUGAAGUACAUCGUCGCCACUUACAAGGUUGACCCCAAGGCUGCCGCCACGCAACUGAAACUUGCCCUGAAGCGUGGUGUGACCACUGGAGCCCUCAAGCAGGUCAAGGGUGCCGGUGCAUCUGGUUCCUUUAGACUAAACAAGCCCGCCGCUGAAGCCAAACCCAAA
Molecule: messenger RNA, 393 nt
Organism: Penaeus vannamei (Pacific white shrimp)
Lineage: Eukaryota; Metazoa; Arthropoda; Malacostraca; Decapoda; Penaeidae
Product: late histone H1
Biological process (GO): chromosome condensation; nucleosome assembly; negative regulation of DNA recombination
Cellular component (GO): nucleus; nucleosome
Molecular function (GO): nucleosomal DNA binding; structural constituent of chromatin; double-stranded DNA binding
Source: RefSeq, a predicted model, not a curated record